AUGGCUGGGGGUGAUGUAUCCCAGUUGGACGCCAUCUUGGGAAAGACCUCAGGACUCUCAAGUAACAGGGAGCAGUCUAAGAUAUCUUUGGACCAUGUGGUUAAGGAAAGGUAUGCAUCAGACAACAAUGAUGUGAUCCCUCUCACUUGGGCUCUCAAGAGCAAGUAUGAGGAUAGUGAAUAUAACUGCAUUGAGAUGAUUGACACCACCACUGCAACUGACAGUGGCUCCAAAACAACAAGCCAAAAGCAGCCCAAAACAAUUAGACCCCAGCCUCCUGUACUGUUGGAAAUCACCACAUGUUGGUAG
Messenger RNA from Coccidioides immitis RS, 309 nucleotides. RefSeq lists its product as uncharacterized. The coding region runs from base 1 to 309 and encodes 102 amino acids. The transcript has a single exon. Lineage: Eukaryota; Fungi; Ascomycota; Eurotiomycetes; Onygenales; Onygenaceae. The record is from RefSeq and is a predicted model, not a curated record.